AUGUUUUCUGAACUCCCAUACAUUGGGCUAGAAGAUGAUAUUUUCUUACCGAUUCCAAUGAUCGCACUUAUUCUAGCUUGCCUAGUAUUUGUUUCAGGGCUCGUUAGCAUGGGAAUAUUUAUAUACCGAGGCUACAAGACUAGAUACACCUGGACAAUCAUUGCACUGAUUCUCACCAACCUGUUUGUUGUCCUGUUUCAAAUCUUUGAAGCAUUUUACGUCUAUAUCCCAUACGACAAAUGGACGAUUGGAUGCCGUAAUCUAUUCUAUAUGCUCAGUGUUCUUAGUCUCAAUCUGAUGCAACUGGAGAUUAUCUCCAUCUUCAAUGGCAAUUUGAUCCAUGUUGGAAUCUUUAAAGCAGAGAAUAUGAAGGCACUUCGCGCCUUCACCGUCAUCGUGCACGUCUUUUUUGCACUUCCAAUCUAUUUGCAAGGAUGGGUAGUAUCGCCUCACAACACCUCCGUUGCUACAAAGUGGGCCGUCAAUAGUGCUGCAGUAUACACGUUUAUGAUUGGCAUUGGAGGAGUCUGCCAAAACUUUUAUAUUCUCAAACAUACGAAAGCCCACUUUGACCUCUUGGACAGCAGUGGUGCCAGUUCGUGUAGUAGAGGUGCAUCUGGAAAUCGCGGUUACAAUGGAUCCAGUUCAAUUGGCUUAUUGAGUCACUCCAGUCAUAUGGGAAAGAGUACAGUUUCUACAUCUUCAUCUUGUCGUAAAACAGCAACCAGUACCUCUACUUACAGCUCCAGUUCCUCCUGCACCAAAAAUAAAAGGACGGCACGAAAUAUGCGAUUCGUCUUGUUUCUCUUAUUUUUUGUCGAUCUUGUCACGCUUGUUGUGUACUUUACAUCUGCUAUGGUCAUCACUUCUCGAAAGAACAUUGUUAUACACUUUGCGCUUAUGCAAAUAACUGUUGCUACCAUGGGAAUACACUUGCACAGUUUACAAAAAAACACACCUGCAAUAGCCUUAGAUCCAAUUCCACUAGCAAGAAUAGCCAGCAUACUUGGAGCGGACACAGUGAUAGCAUCAAAUCUACAGAAAGCGCUGUGA
Molecule: messenger RNA, 1053 nt
Organism: Batrachochytrium dendrobatidis JAM81
Lineage: Eukaryota; Fungi; Chytridiomycota; Chytridiomycetes; Rhizophydiales
Exons: 3
Coding region: 1-1053 (350 amino acids)
Source: RefSeq, a predicted model, not a curated record